AUGCAACAUCACGUACACGGCGGAACGGUUCUCAAUGGGGCGGAAAGAAGACUACAGCACCUGCGGCGAAUCUGCUCAGGACCCGCAACACUAGCUGCUUUCGUGGUGGCGACGGGAGAUGUUUGUUCCGUGGGUAGAGUGACUCCGAAGCUGCAACAUUCGACUCGCGUCUUUCAGCGGUGGGGAACCGCGGAACCAUCGCUAGCUUCACUCGGACUGCAGCUAUGUGUGGCGGUAGCGAGAGACCUCCCACGAUACCAACCGGUACGCCCCAACGCGCCGCUUCGAGCGCAGCCGCCUACGCAGUUGUGCCAAGCCUCAUAUCGUUUUGAACCGGUUAUGUCACUCCUGACCUAA
Molecule: messenger RNA, 357 nt
Organism: Necator americanus (New World hookworm)
Lineage: Eukaryota; Metazoa; Nematoda; Chromadorea; Rhabditida; Ancylostomatidae
Exons: 2
Coding region: 1-357 (118 amino acids)
Source: RefSeq, a predicted model, not a curated record